Molecule: messenger RNA, 1385 nt
Organism: Lotus japonicus
Lineage: Eukaryota; Viridiplantae; Streptophyta; Magnoliopsida; Fabales; Fabaceae
Exons: 3
Coding region: 1-1143 (380 amino acids)
Source: RefSeq, a predicted model, not a curated record
AUGGAUCCACCACAGUUUGAUCUCGAAGCAUACCUUGAAAAAAGUGAGAGAGAAGACACUUAUAUACUCAACCGAUUUAGGGAUCGUCGAAAUCUAAUAUUGGAGGAUAGUGCACCUCGUGGUAGAAAACAUCUCAGUAGAGAUCAUGCAGGGGCAAACCGAAGGCUAAUUGACGACUACUUUGCCAAUGAGCCUACAUACGACGAUGGAAUAUUCCGUCGCCGGUACCGGAUGCAAAAACAUGUUUUCCUUCGAAUCGUUGCGGACCUUUCAAGUAGUGAGAACUACUUCACCCAGCGAGUUGAUGCAGCGAAGAAAGAAGGUAUAUCGCCCUUAGCAAAAUGCACCACAGCAAUGCGGAUGUUAGCAUAUGGUGUGGCAGCAGAUUGUUUACGUAGAUUCUGUAAAGGAAUCAUACGAUUGUAUGAGCAAGAGUACAUGAGAGCACCAACCCAAGAGGACCUGCAAAGAAUAGUACAGGUUAGUGAAAUGCGGGGGUUCCCAGACAUGAUCGGAAGUAUUGACUGCAUGCACUGGGAGUGGAAAAAUUGUCCUAAAGCAUGGGAAGGUCAGUUGAACGAUAUAAACGUUCAAGACCGGUCACCAGUGUUUGAUGAAUUGGAACAAGGAAACGCUCCAAGUGUGAAUUUCAUCGUGAAUCAACGUCCCUAUAAUAUGGCAUACUAUCUAACUGAUGGUAUCUACCCUUCUUAUCCAACUUUCGUCAAAUUUAUAAGACUUCCUCAAAGUGAACCCGAUAAGUGCUUUGCAAAACAUCAGGAGGGAUGUCGGAAGGACAUCGAACGUGCAUUUGGAGUGCUUCAAGCUCGUUUUAAAAUCAUUCGUGAACCAGCUCGCUUGUGGGACAUAACUGAUUUAGGUAUCAUCAUGAGGUCAUGCAUCAUAUUACAUAAUAUGAUUGUUGAGGAUGAACGAGAUUCAUAUGCCCAACGCUGGACCGAUUUUGAGCAAGCUGAGGGAAGUGGAUCUAGUACACCGCAACCAUACUCGACCGAGGUGUUACCCGCUUUUGCGGAUCAUGUGCGUGCUAGAUCCGAGUUCCGUGAUCCAAAAGUCCAUCACGAACUGCAAGCAGAUCUAGUGAAGCACAUAUGGGCAAAGUUUGGAAUGUAUCAUGAUUAAAUAUGCUUUGUAUCGUACUAAUUACGUUAUUUGUGUGUUGUGUGUUUAGUUUGUUGUCUUGCAUUUUAAGUUAAGAAAAUUAAAUAAAUUAUUGUGUGCUUAGUUUGUUGUCUUGCAUUUUAAGUUAAGCAAAUAAAAUAUAUUAUUGUGUGCUUAGUUUCUUUUCUUCCAUUUGAAGUUAAUAAAAUAAAAUAAAUUAUUGUGUAUAUUUUUUUAAAAAAAUAUUAAAUUGUUAAGUGUUU